This is a messenger RNA of Rotaria sordida, 888 nucleotides long. Lineage: Eukaryota; Metazoa; Rotifera; Eurotatoria; Philodinida; Philodinidae. The record is from the annotation of a GenBank genome assembly.
AUGUCCAGUCACGGUCGAGAUUCCGGUGGUGGUGGUGACGAACAUGGAAGUGGUCAUUCAAAUGAUGAUUAUAAUUCAGGACGAGGUGGUAGUGAUCGAAAUAAUUAUGAUAACAAUAGCGGACAAAAACGAAAUUAUUCUGAUCAUAGUUCACGUGGUGGAGAAGGUGGAGGUUAUGGAAGCGGAGGUAGUGGUCACAAUCGUGGACGAAAUGAUAAUAAUGAAAGUGGAAGUAGUGGCUAUAGUCGUGGCCGAAAUGAUUAUUCAAGUAAUAAUAGUGAUAAUUAUGGUGGCGGCGGCGGCGGCAGUGGAUUUAAUCGUGGUCGAAAUAGUUAUCAAAAUAAUAGUGGCGGUGGUGAUGAUUCGCGUAUGGAAACACAACGUGAUACAAUUUUUAUUCAGAAUUUACCUCGAAGUGUAACUGCAUCGGAACUUAAGGAUGUAUUUAGCCAAAUUGGAUUGAUUAAAAAUGAUAAAAAGACAGGUGCACCAAAAAUUUGGAUUUAUAAAGAUAAAGCCACUGGCGAAGGUAAAGGCGAAGCCACAAUUACUUAUGAUGAUGAAGAAGCAGCACAAGCCGCUAUCAAUUGGUAUGAUGGAAAAGAAGUUCUCUCAAAUAUUGUUCAAAUUUCUUUGGCUACUAGACGUGCUUCAGCAUUCGGUGGUCGAGGUGGUUCUCGUGGUCGUGGUGGAUUCCGUGGUCGAGGUGGUAGUGGCGGCGGCGGCGGUGGUGGUGGUGGUGAUUUCGGUGGCUAUCGUGGUCGUGGUGGAGAUCGUGGCAGUGAUUAUCGAAGUGGUGGUGGUGGUGGUGGUGGGGGCGAAUAUCGAGGUAGUGGUCGUGGUGCAAGUCAUGGUUCGAGUAGAGACAAUCGUUCUAAUCCAUAUUAA